Fibroporia radiculosa is the source of this 1695-nucleotide messenger RNA. RefSeq lists its product as uncharacterized. The record is from RefSeq and is a predicted model, not a curated record. The transcript is spliced from 7 exons. Gene Ontology annotation, biological process: proteolysis. The coding region runs from base 1 to 1695 and encodes 564 amino acids. Gene Ontology annotation, molecular function: serine-type endopeptidase activity; tripeptidyl-peptidase activity. Lineage: Eukaryota; Fungi; Basidiomycota; Agaricomycetes; Polyporales; Fibroporiaceae.
AUGUUUCUUGCGCUUUUUGUAGCAGCGUCUUUAGUGCAAGCUCUUGGCACCCGACCGCCUAGGGUACUACAACAGCAUGAAGUGUUGGGAGACGCACCAGCUGGCUACGUCUUGACUCGUCCGGCACUACCCGAAUCUGUCCUUACACUUCGUCUUGCUCUCACUCAAAGUAACAUUUCAGGUCUGAUUGAUGAGCUCUAUGAUGUUGAGGAGUUUGUUUCCCCAUUGUCGGAAAGUAUUACGGCUGUUCAGACUUGGCUUGGUGAGAACAACCUCACAAGUUCCGUUCUCUCUCCGGCGGGAGAUUGGGUUGAAAUCCAAGUCCCGGUGGAAGAAGCCAACACUCUCCUAGACGCAAAUUUCUCAAUCUUUACACACACCGAUUCUGGUAUACAGACAACACGAACAUUGGGAUACUCGAUUCCCACAGAUCUGUUGGACCAUCUUGACUUAAUCCAUCCAACUGUAACAUUUCCGCACCCCUAUGAAAACGGUCCUAAGAUGGGACGCUCCACUAUGGAUUGGCUGUUGAAUACAACGUCGACUCCUUGUGCAAAUUCAUCCUCGAUAGAUCCUGCAUGCCUGCAGUAUCUAUACAACAUACCAUCUACACCGGCUGUUGGGAACUCGAGUAAGCUCGGCGUCCCAGCUUACGUCAAUUUCUGGGCCAAUCGCACAGACUUGAAGACAUUCUUGGAAAUAUACCGUCCUGACAUGAACCCCUCGACUACAUACGCAUUUCAGAGCAUUGACAAUGGCACCGAUCCUCAGAACGUAAAUGUCAGUUCAGAAGCGAAUCUUGACACCCAAUAUACGGUGGGCCUCGCAACUGACGUGCCGAUCACUUUCAUCUCAGUAGGAGGAUUCGACUUUCCUGAGGCACUUUUGAAUACCGCAAUCUUCCUGCUAGCACAACAGUCCCCGCCUCAGGUCAUAAGCGAUAGCUACGGAUAUGACGAGAAUCUCGUAUCGCAGAAAUUGGCUUACAGACUGUGCAAUACGUAUGCUCAGCUUGGAGCCCGUGGCACCUCCGUGUUGUUCGGUUCAGGCGACGGCGGCGUCACCGGCCUGUAUCCUAACUCCUCGUGCACCGGGUUUGUCCCCACAUUUCCCUCCGGCUGUCCCUUUGUGACCUCCAUUGGCGGAACAGUUGGUUUCCCACAACAAGCUGCAAAUUUCUCCGGCGGGGGGUUCUCCAACUACUGGGGCAGACCCGACUAUCAGUCUGACGCUGUUUCAGCUUACCUUCGGCUCCUCGGUAACAACAAUACAGGCAUGUAUAACAUCUCCGGGCGUGCAUUUCCUGAUCUCGCGACGUACGCGGUCGACUUUGAGAUCGUCCUCGAUGGAGAAGUGCGUCAGAUCUAUGGCACGAGCUGUGCAUCACCGACGUUCGCUAGUAUCGUCGCGUUACUCAACGAUCAGCUUAUUGCUGCGGGGAAGCCGGUGCUUGGCUUUCUCAACCCCUUCUUAUAUACAAAGGGUGUCUCGGCCUUAACAGACGUUGUCGCUGGCUAUAACAUUGGGUGCGGGAACAGCACAGGCUUUUAUGCUACCGUCGGCUGGGAUCCGGUUCGUAAUAAUAGGUCUACUAUCCUGGAGCUUUACACACUUACGCUUGCACAGGUUACUGGCUUGGGAACACCUGACUUUGUGCGUUUGAAAAAUGCAGUCGGGCUUGUUGAUGAAGAGUGA